Messenger RNA from Meleagris gallopavo (turkey), 8924 nucleotides. The record is from RefSeq and is a predicted model, not a curated record. NCBI's taxonomy places the organism in Eukaryota, Metazoa, Chordata, Aves, Galliformes, Phasianidae.
AGAAAGUCCUGUCCUUGUUGUUGAGGGCAUGGGCCUGAGCCAGCUGCAGUUUCUGGCCUAGCUGCUACAGAUUGACAGUGUGAAAAGAGAUGCUGUCAUUGCUGUGUAUCACCUCGUAUUGCUGUGCUGCUUGGGGACUCCAUCCAAAUGGAAGCUGAACAGCUUUUCUGCUCUGAGAAAGCUUCUGAGAAAGUUGCUGUGGAUCCGUGUCACUCCUGUGGAGCCAAAGCCUGUUCUUAGAAUCUCCAUGCAGUGCAAGCUGUGUAGGGCUAUGUGCAGCUGAUGUUUGCUUGUGGGAAGUGAAAGAGUUUCACUGCAUCCAUGUGAAAUGUGAAAUUCUGAAUUGUGCCUGAACAGAGCAUUGAGAUCAGCCCCUGGAAGCAGUUGCCAGGGCAGCCAUGACGACAGAGACGGGCCCUGAUUCAGAAGUGAAGAACGUGCAGGAGGAGGCCCCGCAGCAGCAGCUGGAGGCAGCCACGCACGGCCCUGCUGCCACAGCUGCUGGCAUUGCCAGCCGGGAAGCUGAGGCCAGCGAGAAGCCUGGAGCGCAGCCUGACAGCCGGAACACAGAGCCGGGCACAGACAUGGAGGAGAAGGACUACAGCGAAACAGAUGGGCUAUCUGACAAAACAACGCCUAGCAAGACCCAGAAGUCACCCCAGAAAAUCAACAGGAAAGUUAAAAGUGCUCUCUGCAGAGUGACCCUGCUAGAUGCCUCUGAGUAUGAGUGUGAAGUAGAGAAGCAUGCCCGAGGCCAGGUUCUCUUUGACAUGGUAUGUGAGCACCUCAACCUCCUGGAGAAGGACUACUUUGGCCUCACAUUCUGCGACUCCGACAGCCAGAAGAACUGGCUGGACCCCUCCAAGGAGAUCAAGAAGCAGAUCCGCAGUGGGCCCUGGAACUUUGCCUUCACUGUGAAGUUUUACCCUCCUGACCCUGCUCAGCUCAUGGAGGACAUCACAAGAUACUACUUGUGCCUGCAGCUGCGUGCGGAUAUCAUCACUGGGCGACUGCCCUGCUCCUUUGUCACGCAUGCCCUGCUGGGCUCCUAUGCUGUGCAGGCUGAACUGGGUGACUAUGAUGCUGAGGAGCAUGUAGGCAACUAUGUCAGUGAGCUCCGCUUUGCUCCCAACCAGACACGGGAGCUGGAGGAGCGCAUCAUGGAGCUGCACAAGACCUACCGAGGCAUGACCCCUGGGGAAGCAGAGAUCCACUUCCUGGAGAACGCCAAGAAGCUCUCCAUGUAUGGGGUGGACCUGCACCAUGCCAAGGACUCAGAGGGUAUUGACAUCAUGCUAGGAGUCUGUGCCAAUGGCCUCCUCAUCUACAGGGACCGACUGAGGAUCAACCGUUUUGCCUGGCCCAAGAUCCUUAAAAUUUCCUACAAGAGGAGUAAUUUCUACAUCAAAAUCCGCCCUGGUGAGUAUGAGCAGUUCGAGAGCACCAUUGGCUUCAAGCUGCCCAACCACCGCUCUGCCAAGCGUCUCUGGAAGGUCUGCAUAGAGCAUCACACCUUCUUCAGGCUGGUAUCUCCAGAGCCGCCCCCGAAGGGCUUCUUGGUGAUGGGCUCUAAGUUCCGCUACAGCGGGCGGACACAGGCACAGACACGGCAGGCCAGCGCCCUCAUUGACCGCCCAGCCCCUUUCUUUGAGCGUUCCUCCAGCAAACGGUACACCAUGUCUCGCAGCCUUGAUGGAGAGUUCUCACGCCCAGCCUCCGUCAGUGAGAACCAUGAUGCCGGAGCAGAGGGUGAGAAACAGGAGGAGGAUGGUGAGUUUGGCAGUGGGAGACGAUCUGAGACAGAGGAUGAGGAGGUGACUACCCCGACGAAGAUCAAGGAGCUGAAGCCGGAGCACGAAACAACCCCCAGGCACAAGCAGGAGUUUUUAGACAAACCAGAAGAUGUUUUGCUAAAGCAUCAGGCCAGCAUCAAUGAGCUGAAACGGACCCUGAAGGAGCCCAACAGCAAGCUGGUUCACAGGGACCGGGACAGGAGGCUGCCUUCCUCACCAGCCUCUUCCUCACCCAAGCAUGAGGAUGAGACGCCGAAGGGAACCCCAGAAAAGGCCAGCGAGAGGAUGGAAGAAGACACCCUAGACGAUUUUGCAUCUGAGCAUGGAGCUUCCCUAAGCAUGGAGUCUUUCACGCAGAAAAGCCUUGUCUCUUCUCCUGAGGGCUCGGAGCAUUGGGUAUUUAUAGAGAGAGAAACCACUAGGCUGGAAGAGGUAGCUCUAAAGAAAGCUCUAAGAGUCAAGAAAGAAGAAGGACGUGCGGGUACUUCAGAGGUGAAAAUGAGUGUGAGCAAGUUGAAAGUGGAGAUGGCAGUAGGGAAAGCCAAGGAAGUGGCAGGCCAGGAAGAACCAGCAGAUGCACAUCUGGAUACCUGGAAGAGAGCAAAAAUGAUUGCCAGUCCUGAAGAUUUUGAGUCUGUCUGGGAGGAUGAGACCUGUGAGAAGGAAACCGGGGAGGAGCCCAGCACAGAGGCAAAGUGCUUGACAUGUGAGACAGCAGAGGAGUCCAAAGAAAGGGUUGAGGGGAUAACCAGCAGUGAAAUGAGUUUGUCCAGGCCAUAUCAGGAGCCUGAAGAGAGACAAAGGGCUGAGGCUUUGGGGCUAGGCCCUCUCCAUGGAGAAAGCAAGAUGGUCUCUGAGGAGCAUGUUUCUGCAGCCUUCAGGAAGCAGGAUGCCAGAGCACCAACUGCAAUCACAGAGGUCAUUAAAAUUAAAGUGAAGUCUGGUGAAGACAACACAGAGACUUCUGCUACACAGAGGAUCAUCUAUUUAGGAGAUCUGGAGGGAGAGGAGGACAAUAAAAUGCAUCUGCUCACAGAGGCAGGAGGACAGCUUAGUUCAGCAGUGAGGCAAGAAACCAUGGUGAAUAGGCCAGGGGAAGGACCAAGGCCCAUGCAAUGUCUGGGAGAAAGGUCCCAGUGCAAUUCCUCAGUGUAUGCACAACUGGAAGCAGUGUCAGAAAAACCUUCUGUACUGCCAGACCAGCCUGAAACAGGCUGUGAUGAGACAAGCCCUGUAAGACAGCCAAGACAGCCUUCCUCAGAGCAGGAGGAAGGUUUUUCAGUGCAACAAGAGCAAGAAUCAGUGAGUCUGACCAGCUGCAAAACACUGGAGGGAGAUGAAGCCACAUUAUGUUCCCAAGAGGUGGGGUCAGAUGAGAAAGAUCUGCAAAGGUCAGUAAGAGGAUUGAAGCCAUGCGCUCUCAAGAGAGCUGAGGACCCCAGACAAAGUCCAGGACAGAAUCCAACUGCAGGAGAGCAGUGGGGCUUGGAUGUCUCCACAGAAGAGUGGGGGCUCUCGGAAAGAAGCCUACCUGGUGGGGGGGAGGAGAAAAGCUCCACAAUGGUUCUACAGAUGGAAGAGAUAGAGACAAAAUUACCCCCAUCAGCUGUGCCUCAGCAGAACUCCCCUCGUGCCACUGUGGGGCUGGAGGAGGACGAACCCAGCAUUCCCACCCCUGGCACUCCUCCUCAGCAAAUGAGCUCUGUAGAGCCAGCCCAGGAAAUGGAACCCGAGGGCAAAGACCUGUCCCAGAGUACCAGCCUUUUAAGAGGUGUGGGCACACCUGAAGAUAUGAACCCCUCAACAGAGGUGGCAUGCAAGGAGGGAAGCCCUGCAGUAGGAAAAGAAGCACUUAAGGACAUAAGCCCUGUAACAGAGGUGGAAGUACCCAGGGAUGUGAGUCCUGAAUCUGUAGAAAAAAAACAAGAUGUGCACUUUGCUACAAGGAAAACAUACCAAGAUGCAAAUCCUAUUGCAAGAGGACCACACCAAAGCAAAGGCAGUGCAGUGGAGACAAUCCUGCUCAGAGAUCCUGCUACAGGGGAAGUGGUCCAGAAAUCAGAUCAUACUGCAGCAAAGGGAACCCUGGGAGCUACAGAAGAGGUGCUCCAGGAGGAACAGCUUGUGAUAAAAGGGCUCUCCCAGAACAUAAGGCCCACACUGGGAAAGUUGAUGGGAGGUGGAGGCAUGGAACAGCUGCCUACCAAGGCAGAAGAUCAAGAACAAAAGGCUGAGACCUUAAUAGAACACCUGCCCCAAAAGGAUCCUAAGUCUGGAGGGCUACUCCCUGCAGAUACCAACGCACAAAAGCCAGCCUGUGACGUGGAGUUUAAUGCAGGACAAGCUCUGCAAGGCGGGAGCUCUAUGGCAGGAGAAACUGCUAGAGACCUUGCUCUGGAGCAGCCACUGCAGUCUCCAGGAGAUGCUGAUGUCUUGCAUUCCCACUCCCCUAUAACAGGUUUGUGUCAAGGCAACAAGUUGUACCAGCUCUCAACCUUUAUGUAUGAAGGUGGAGAAGAGGUGCAAGUGAACAGUGGAAUACAGAAGAGAGAGUCUGGACCAUUGAUGUGUAUUGCUGCAAGCGAAGCUGUGUGCCAGGAGCACAGAGGUGUCACUGAAGCCCCACUCCUGGGUAGCUGGCAGGACAGUGAGAGCUACAAGAAAACGUCAGUGGCAUCUAAGAUUAAGAUGUUUGAGCAAAAUGAAGCUGAACAAAGGACAGCCCAGGAAGGACAAGAGCAUGCACCUGAAACUGAGACACCAGCAAAAAUAAAGGGAAAGACGAAUCUGUCACAGGACACAAUUUUGAACACAGUCCCCAUCUCACCUCCAGGGGUGGCAGGUGCUCCAGUGGGAUCUAUGUCCAGUGUGGACUCCUUUGCCUUCAAGCAAGGAGCUGAUCCAGAAGACUCCUCCCAGCUCCUGUCUUUGAAGGAAGAUGUUUCUGUUGAUCUGGAGCAUGAAGGAGAAGACAGUGCUGACCUGGCUUCCUCUGACUCCGGCUGUGAACUCACACUGGCAGAAGCCGUGAGCAAAUCUCAGGAACCAAGUGGGGAAGAAAAGGAUUUAUCUGACCUGUCAUUAAAAUCCACCCUGAAAGAAGAGAAUUUAAAGACUGCUGUUCCAGUGGUCUUAAAGAGAGCAGGCUUAAGGGAGGGCACCGAGGAGAAAGCUAAGCCGCCUCGGCACAGGGCUCCUGAGAGCGACACUGGCGAUGAGGAGCAGGACCAGGAGAAGGACUCGGUGUUUCUGAAGGACAACCACCUGGCCAUCGAGCGCAAGUGCUCCAGCAUCACAGUCAGUUCGACCUCCAGCUUGGAAGCAGAGGUGGACUUCACAGUGAUCGGUGACUUCCAUGGGACAGCCUUUGAGGACAUCUCCCGGAGUCUGCCCGAGCUAGACAAGGACAAGAGUGAGAUGGAAGAUGAAGGCCUGGUUUCCUUCCAGCAUACUGACAAAGUAGUUCCUGGAUUGGAAGAGGAUGGCAAAGCCAGGGAGAAGGUCGCCCAGCCCAGCCCAGACAUCUCCCAGCUAGAGUCACCAGCCCCAAAAACGGAUGCUUUAACAGUCAGCCUGGGGCCAGGCACAAAGAAGACCGAAGAUGCCUCUGCUGCCCACCAGAUCAGCACCCCAGAAGCAGCCCAGGUGGAAGGAGGCAUGCCUGGCAGCGGAGAUGCGUCAGCCUCUGUUCGUGCUGUCACCACAGAGACCACACCAGCAACCUCAGAUAAUGCCACCAAGCCUGGGAAAGGGGCUGGCCCUACAUCAGAGCUUUGCUCCGUGUCACCGAUCAGCAGCAGCUCUGCUGGGAAGGAAGUGCUCACCAGCAUAUUCAGUGCCACUGCAGAAACCCUCUCCACUUCUACCACUACCCAUGUUACCAAGACUGUGAAAGGAGGAUUUUCAGAGACCAGGAUAGAGAAGCGCAUAAUUAUCACGGGAGACGAAGAUGUGGACCAGGACCAGGCACUGGCUUUAGCAAUCAAAGAGGCAAAACUACAGCAUCCUGACAUGCUGGUAACCAAAGCUGUGGUAUACAGAGAAACAGAAUCUUUUCCAGAGGAAAGGGACAAGAAACCUCAGGAAUCUUGACCAACAUGUUCAUGAAGUCAGCAUCUGCAUUCAGACCUGGAGGACAGUGAAGAAGAAGCCUUCAUGCUGGAUUUGUCAGCAAAACAUAGACAUCCUGGCUGCAAUGUUCAUGGCUAGAGACAAAAAGGUUUAAAAAAAGGAAUAGCAAAUAUAUAUAUAUAUACAUACGUACACACACACACACACACACAUAUAUAUAUAUAUAUAUAUAUAUAUAUAAAACAGGAAACAAAAUGCAUCCUUGCACUGCUGCUAUAUGCUGGAAAUGAAUAGCAAGCAACACUACCAACAAAAAAAAACAACCCUCUUUGCAGAAAAAAAUUGAAGAAUUUACUGGAUUGGUGAUAAAAUAAGAUUUAAAAAUCAUAAUAAUAACAAUAAUACAAUAAGCCACCAUCUUGCAUGUUACGUUAAAGGAUACACAAUCAUGAGUUCAUUUGUUGCACAUUGAAUGAAACAAAAACUGCUUUGCAACAAAGCAAGAAAUAAGCAAACUGAAAUAAGACAAACACAAGCAGAAGCAAAACUAUUUCCCACCUCUGGAAAGAAGAGAGAAAAACAUUGAGUUUAUUACUUUAGAGUUAUUUUCCAAUUUGGAACUGUGGUUUCACCCUUCUCCUCAUUCCAUGCUGGUUCUUUUGCAUCUUUUGUUGUUCUGUUAACUCUUCCCCUUAUCUUCUUCUCUGUGCACUUGUCUAACCUCUUGUUCUCUGAAGGUAUUUAAGGAUGGAAUUCGUGUCAAACAGAACAAAUGACAUGUAUAUGGCUUUUCAUUUAUAAAAAUGCAGCCUGUAGGGGUUUCAUAUGGAUGUGCAUUUAAGUUAUGUAUAUUAUUAUAUAUAACAAGGGGGGGGGGGAGGGGAAGAAUACUGAAAUAAUCAACAGUGCUGGUAAAUAUGAUGACAUUUUUAAAUUAUUAACUAUUUGAUUGACUAUGGUUGUUGUACUUUGAGACUCUUAGAUCACAAGAGGACUCCUUGUCCUGCAAGAAGAGAACGGGGAAAGUAUCAGCCACUGCUGUUUAGAGGGAGAAAGGGAGGGGGAGAGGUGAGAGCCAUCCUGUUGAUUGAUCCACGUGGCAGCAAGAGUUCUGAGUUUGCUGUUUGGUAUGGGUUGUUUGGAAGUGGUCUGUCAGUGGUGAGUUGGAAGGGCGCAGAAAGAGGUUCAUGCUGCUCCUGCAGCCCUAGGUAGGGUCCUCUCCCUGGCCACCAACCAAAGGCAUCAGAAUCAGCUGGAAACAAGGUGACAGCUGCAGAGUUCAUUGCUCCUGUCCAGCUCACUGAGCUGUGAUGAUAGUUGGGUUGUUUUGGAUUGUUUCAGUAAUGGAGUUACUCGAGUUUCAUAGUAGGAAGGGUUGGAGGCAGAGCAGUUGUUUCUGACCCCAUUCCUGCUGCCCUGCAUGUGAUGGAAAGGCUGCCUGAGGCACAGCGGGUUGGUGGUGGUGCUGGAGGUGAUGGUAGUCCUUCCCCAGCCUUGCCUCCAGGUGCUGCCCAAAGGCAUAGAGUGAGGAGGUCACAUUGUCUCCAUCAGUGAAGAGCAUCCCAAGUGUACAAGACUGGGCGGCAGAGCCCAGACCCUCUGUGUAAGGAGGCACUUGUCUGACAGCUUGGCCGUUAGAGACAGGCCUCCUCAGUGGCUGCCUUUGGAAGGGGAUAACAAGGAUAAGCCCAGGGCCUUGCACACUGUGAACCAGGUGGUUAGGGUAGACUUGGAACCAAAACCAGAAAGGAAAGGAAAUAAACAGGUUUUCUUUUUUUUUUUUAAUUCUAUCUCCUGAAGAAACAAAAGGGGCCACAAUUCUGCACCAUUUUGCCUUUAGUCUCCCACCCUUCACACAGACUGUGCCCAGAGACAAGUAUAGUUAACAUGUCCUGCAAUGGAUUUGAGGAUGACAGUGAGAAGGAAGAGCCUGAGCCGUUAGGGUGCUGUGGGCAGACCACACUCAGGUCUUCUGUCCUGGCCUCUGGCAGCCUUGGUUUACCAGCUGCUUGCUAUGAUGUCCCCAUGAAAUCUGUUCUCCUUCAGGUUUAUCGGUUUCCCCUGCAAGCAUGGAAGACCUGAGCACAAGCUGCUUGGGCAGGGGACAGCUGCUGGCGGAUGCCAGUACUGUCACUUUCCUGAAGAGGUCGGUGGUGGUGGCUCUCCCUCAGCUUCUGUUCAAGUGUGGUCACCUGCUUGUGACCUGCUGCUUUUAGAGGUGAGACCGCAAGCAGAAAGAGUGAAGGGUGUUGCAAAGAGGCUGCUUUUCUCUUUGCUUUUUAAAUGCACUCAAGCCAGCUGUCAGUAGCAGUCGCACUUUCAGAGACACCGGGUGAUAGAGGACCUGCUCUCAGUGCCUGCACAGGGCAUCCAGCCCUUCUCGCCUAAUAGCAAUGGCCCGCACGCUGCGCUCAUUGUUCUUUGGCACACCAUGGUUCGUACUCAGAGGAGUUCACAUGGCCUUCAUACCCUUACAGCCACCCACUGCUACUCUGAAGCUAAGAUACCUGCUUUUGGCAUCACCUGCACAGUUAUCAAAAGAAAGGUUACUGCUCAAACUAGUGGCCUUAUACAGUUAGAGUUGACUUGACGUGGACUCAGACGAGUUAUGUUUGGAGUGAGUGGAUCCCAUUCUGUGGUUUCUGCAGCUUGUUUAAGAGUGACAAUGUUUAAAAACUAAAUUAGAAAAGGACAACAAACAAAUAGGGUGAAACCAAACUGCUGGGGCAGCUCAGCACCACGUUUUCUUCGAGGGGCCUUUCUGCUGAAAGCGGCAGGAGACAUGAGUGCCUGUUUUUACCUGAUCCCACAAAUUUAUUCCAAACCUGGCCUGCAAUUGCAUGAGUAAUAAUAACAGUAACGAUAACAGCAAUGUUUAUAUUUGAAAAGCACCUUACCAACCAACUGCAGUGCUCUGUUGUUCCUUCACUAACUCCCCUUUUCCCUUCUUCUUCUUCUCCCCCCCUCCAGUCAUGCUCCUUUUCAGUGCUCGGUGGUGUACGCGUGUGUGCUCACUGUUCUUGUAUUCAAUAAAAGUGAAAUAAAUGUGUUUGAAGCUAA